UUUUUAUAUACCCUUUCUGCAAAUAAUAUCUGUAUUGUGUCUACAAUAUUUAUCGAUUGUUAUUGCAAAAAAAAGUGUUUUCGCAUAGUAUCGCAAGGUUCUCGUGCGAUACAAAUGCGAGGUUAACUCUCGCGUACUGUCACAUGUGUUCUGAUGUGUACGAUCAUCUGCGGUGAUUAAAAGUAAGAAUCGUCACAGUUACACGUCAACCAGUUCCUGUACAAGUUUACGUGUGGCCACAAUAAUGGUUCUCGAUUGUUUAAUGUAAGGAACAUCUCACUAACAGCGCAUUAGUGUGAUUCUUUUGCAUGAACAUUUAUAGAUCAAGCUAGAGCAUUUAUAAACCUAGCUAUAAACAUGAUCUUGAUAUUAGUUAUAUGUAAUAUACUGUGGAUACUUGUCCUUUUGCCAAUUUUAUUCACAAAAUGGAAAAAAUUUUAUGCAAAGAAGCGCGAGGAGAGACAGCAGAAAGGAACAGUUGUUGGAAUCUUUCAUCCAUACUGUAAUGCAGGUGGUGGAGGCGAAAGAGUGCUUUGGACCGUAGUGCAGGCUAUACAAAAUAAAUAUCCUCAUGUACAUAUAGUGAUAUAUACUGGUGAUCUUGAUGCUGAUCGCGAAUGGAUUCUUGAGAGGACUGAAAAGGUGUUCAACAUGAAAUUGCGACCGAAUAUUGAAUUCGUCUAUUUGUAUAAACGAAAAUGGGUGGAACCUUCCACAUAUUCUCAUUUUACACUGUUGGGACAAAGUCUGGGAUCUGUCUGGUUGGGUUUUGAAGCAUUGAACAGUUAUAUACCAGACAUAUACAUCGACACAAUGGGUUAUGCUUUCACGUAUCCUUUAUUCAAGUAUAUGGCUGGUUGCUUGGUUGGAUCAUACACGCACUAUCCCAUUAUUUCGACUGAUAUGAUAAGAUAUAUCCAUAAAAGGACCGUUGCGAACAACGAUAAUAGAUUGAUUGCCAAAUUCUUACUUUUCUCGAAGGCAAAGAUUCUUUACUAUAAAUUAUUCGCAUAUUUGUAUGGAUGGAUGGGCCGUUGCGCCGACAUCAUAAUGGUAAAUUCGACAUGGACUGAGGAUCAUAUCAAUUCUAUCUGGAAAUGCCCGCUGAAGACACACCGAAUAUAUCCCCCGUGCAGUGUAGAGCAUUUGACCGCGUUGCCACUUCUCAGUGACGAGGAAAAGGGCGAUCACAUACGAAUAGUGUCGGUCGCGCAAUUCAGGCCGGAAAAGAAUCAUCCGCUCAUGUUGAGGGCGAUGUUCGAAUUAAGAUCAAUCCUCAAAGAGGAACUCUGGGAAAAGAUCAAAUUAAUUUGCAUCGGUUCCUGUCGAGACGCCGAGGAUGAAGCGCGCGUCAAAGAUUUGCAAGACUUAGCCAAGCACCUUGCCAUGGAAGAUAACGUCGAGUUCAAAGUGAAUAUACCGUAUCCCGAACUCGUGUCGGAAAUGCAAAGAGGAAUGAUCGGUCUGCACACAAUGUGGAAUGAGCACUUUGGUAUCAGCAUUGUGGAGUGCAUGGCCGCGGGGCUGAUUAUGAUAGCCCAUGCUUCUGGUGGACCAAGGUGCGUUUGUUGGAUCCACUUCCGGAAUUAUUCGCGCAAUAAGAUUCACGCAAAACGAUUUCCUUUCAAAAACGUAUUUUACGAUUUUAGGGCAGACAUCAUAGAAAUGCAAGAGGGUUGUGUGACCGGUUUCCUGGCGCAGGACGAAAUGGAAUACGCUGAAAUAAUAUCGUACAUUGUACACAUGCAUCCAGACGAACGAAGCGCUAUUAGAAUUGCCGCCAGAUCGUCUGUAAAUCGUUUCUCAGGCCAGCUCUUCGAAAAGGAGUUCCUACGGACAGUCGAACCGCUUUUUAGAGAAAAACAAGAAUAGUUUUGUAAUAAUUCUCAAGAGUAAAUUUUUUACAGAUACGUGCGUGUAAAUAAUCCAUUUCAAAAUCGGAAUGCACUUUGAGUAUACAUAUUAUAUUAAACUGUACGUGUAUGUAUAUAAGCAAGAAUGUUUUCUACAAUGUGAUGAGUCCGUGCUCAAUCAUUUAGAGAUGCGAAAAACUCUUUUCUCAUGUUUGAUAUCCGUUAAUUUUAAGAUACAAUGCAUCAAACAAUUGUGAUUUAGCAAACAAAUUACAGUGUAUUGUAUAACGCAAUUACGAAUGAAAUAUAUUUAUUUUAAUGUU
Molecule: messenger RNA, 2176 nt
Organism: Linepithema humile (Argentine ant)
Lineage: Eukaryota; Metazoa; Arthropoda; Insecta; Hymenoptera; Formicidae
Gene: Alg11
Product: ALG11 alpha-1,2-mannosyltransferase
Biological process (GO): protein N-linked glycosylation
Cellular component (GO): endoplasmic reticulum membrane
Molecular function (GO): GDP-Man:Man(3)GlcNAc(2)-PP-Dol alpha-1,2-mannosyltransferase activity
Source: RefSeq, a predicted model, not a curated record